UCUUUUUAGUUUUUCCUUUUCAAUUUUAUUUUAAAGUAAAAAAAAGUAUAUAUAUAUAAAUCUAUUGUUUUCUUUCUUUUUCCCUUUUCCUAUCUUUUUCUCCUAAAUUCUCUCACCUUCACUUUCUUUCAAUCAUCUUACCUUUGUUAACAAACUGCUGCUGAAAACUAUUUCUUUACUAUUUUGAUUUUGUUUUUAUUCCAGAGAAAAAACAGAACAAUUUUUCUUAUUUAAUUUGAUUCAUUGUUUUCGGCCAAUUUUUUUCCAGCCGUUAUCUUUUAUUUGAUUGCAUAUAGAUGUUUGAUUUUGCCUGUUGAUUACUCUUCUUCUCUAAUCAAUGUAGCUGGGUUUUUUUUUUCCUUUUCUGAAUUAGGGUUUCAGUUUUAAAAAAUUGGGGAUUUUGCUAUCAAGCUGUGUAGUUGAGGAAACUGGAGGAGCCUUUCUGAUAAUUAUAAUGAUAAAAGUUUGUUUUUUUCUUUGUUGUGCUUAGAUUGAAAUUUCCCUGCAUCAUUUCCGAAUUUUAUUUUUAGCGUCAUCCGUCCUAGGAUUUCAUUUCUUUCUUUUAGUCAAAAGCUCAGACUUUUUUUUUUUUUGACGAUUUUAUCCCUGCUGAUUAUUGAAGAAGAUUAAGAAUUUUUUUCUUCGUUUGAUCUAUUGGAGUCAUCAAUUUGGUAAAUCCCCCAAGCUUUAAGGGAGUUGUUUUGGGGGCAAUAAAUAUUGAAUUUGAAAAAAAUCGAGUGAAAACAGCUUAGAUUAAGCUCUUUUGGGGGCAUUUGGUAUUGUUGAAGAGAUAGAGAGUAGCUUUUGUUUUCUUGGCUUGAGAUGGAUCGUGUAAUUGGUGGUAAGUUCAAGCUUGGAAGAAAGAUUGGGAGUGGUUCUUUUGGAGAGCUUUAUUUAGGGGUAAAUGUGCAAACUGGAGAGGAAGUUGCUGUCAAACUGGAAUCUGUGAAGACCAAGCAUCCACAGCUUCAUUAUGAGUCAAAAUUGUAUAUGCUUCUUCAAGGAGGAACUGGCAUUCCUCACCUUAAGUGGUUUGGAGUUGAGGCGGAUUACAAUGUCAUGGUAAUUGACCUUCUUGGACCUAGUUUGGAAGAUCUGUUCAACUACUGCAGUAGGAAACUCUCAUUAAAAACUGUGUUGAUGCUUGCUGAUCAGUUGAUUAAUAGAGUAGAAUAUAUGCAUUCGAGGGGUUUUCUUCACCGUGACAUAAAGCCUGACAACUUCUUGAUGGGCCUAGGACGCAAGGCAAAUCAGGUGUAUGUCAUUGACUACGGCCUUGCAAAGAAGUAUAGGGAUCUUCAAACUCAUAAGCAUAUCCCAUACAGAGAAAACAAGAACCUCACAGGCACAGCUCGUUAUGCGAGUGUGAACACUCACCUUGGUAUUGAGCAAAGCCGAAGAGAUGAUUUGGAAUCCCUUGGCUAUGUGCUUAUGUAUUUCCUAAGAGGAAGCCUUCCCUGGCAGGGGCUAAGAGCUGGCACGAAAAAGCAAAAAUAUGAUAAGAUUAGUGAAAAGAAGGUAUCAACUCCUAUAGAGGUGCUCUGCAAGUCAUAUCCGUCCGAAUUUGUUUCAUAUUUUCAAUACUGUCGAUCUUUGCGGUUUGAAGAUAAACCGGAUUAUUCAUAUUUGAAGAGGCUUUUCCGAGACCUGUUUAUAAGAGAAGGUUAUUCGUUUGACUAUGUCUUUGACUGGACUGUAUUGAAGUACCCACAGAUUGGUGGUAGUUCCAGAAGUAGGCAUUCCAGUGGAAGGGCAGGUUUAGCUGCAGGACCAGCCAUUGAAAGGCCAGAAAGAAUCUCAGUGGGAAGAGAGGUUCGGGAUAGAUUCUCUGGUGCUGCUGAAGCAUUUUCCAAAAGAAACAUUUCGAGUACUAGCCCUCGUCAUGAUCAUUCUAAAAACAAGGCUGUUGAGGAUGCAACUUUGUCAAAGCAUGCGCAUCCUGAUUCAGGUAAAAGACGCAGUUCUUCUCGAUAUGGUAGCACUUCAAGAAGAGCUGUAGUAACAAGCAGGCCCAGUUCAUCCGGUGAACCCAAUGACAUUCCCCAAAACCGACUAUCAUCAACCGGUGGUCGCAUGUCUACCACACAAAGAAUCCAACAUGCCUUGGAGGCCAAAACAUCUAGUCGUGCCACCACUGUUAGAGGAAGCCGUGAUGAUCACCCUCUUCGAAGUUUUGAACUCCUGUCCAUCAGGAAAUGAUGGGUGUAGUAUAUCAAUUGCAAGCCUGAUGCCUUUAAGAACGUACUAUCUCACUGUGUAUAAGGGAUUAUAUCAGCCCAGAUUCAAUGCUGUUAAAUUACUACAGCUCAUGCCCCUUCUCUCACCAUGUUGCCAAUAGUUUUUCCAACAUUGUUUUUCCUCCCAAGGAGUUUAUGGCCAUUCUAUCAGAAUUUUAUGUCAUGCGAGUUGAAUUUCUGCAAUCAAAGACUAAAGCGUUUUAGACUUAUUAAA
Messenger RNA from Gossypium arboreum, 2451 nucleotides. RefSeq names its product casein kinase 1-like protein 9. Gene Ontology annotation, cellular component: nucleus; cytoplasm. The record is from RefSeq and is a predicted model, not a curated record. Gene Ontology annotation, molecular function: protein serine/threonine kinase activity; ATP binding. Gene Ontology annotation, biological process: endocytosis; signal transduction; peptidyl-serine phosphorylation. The transcript has 14 exons. Bases 823 to 2199 code for a protein of 458 amino acids. NCBI's taxonomy places the organism in Eukaryota, Viridiplantae, Streptophyta, Magnoliopsida, Malvales, Malvaceae.